Molecule: messenger RNA, 6901 nt
Organism: Physella acuta
Lineage: Eukaryota; Metazoa; Mollusca; Gastropoda; Physidae
Product: rootletin
Cellular component (GO): centrosome; centriole
Source: RefSeq, a predicted model, not a curated record
AAUCACCUCCAGUUAGAGACGACGAAGUCGAAGAGGAAGAAAAUCCUGAUCAAGUUAAUCGCGGUGCGAGGAGAAAGCUGGACGAUUAUAUUUAUUUUAAUCUUCCAACCAAUUACGAAAUUGAUAAAAUGAAUCAUAGCGAAGAGACAGACGACAUUGCUUCAGUAUUAGGAUACAACUAUAAACCUACAUCUUAUUGGAAGCUGGAGGAUUCUAUUUUGAGAGAUACUGAAGAAUUUACACUUAGGGGCACUGACGGUAGCUCGGCCAAAAUCCCAGCUCGCAUCAGAGAAAUUAUCACAAAAAAUCUUUCCAGUGACGAGUUCAGUGGGCCUUUGCCUGAGAUGUCCUCCCACUUGUCAGUGGGGACCCUGCAGGAGGAGAACAGGCUCCUGUCCCAGGAGCUGAACCGUGUGGAGGAUCUGCUGUCAGCCUCCAGGGCAGAGAGGGACGAGCUGAGCAUCAAAUACAAUGCAUUAAGUGAGAGGCUGGAGCAUUCACUGCGGAGUGACUCAGGACUGGACACCAGCAGCGACAUGACCUCCAGGAGUCUGGUCCAGCAGAACAUUGACCUCAGGCGCAAGCUGGAAGAAGAGCAGUCUGGUUACAAGAGGAAGCUGCAGGCAUACCAGGAGGGGCAGCAGCGCCAGGCUCAGCUGGUGCAGAAACUACAAGCUAAGUUGCUGCAGUAUAAAAAGAAAUGCCAGGACCUUGAGCAGUCACUUCACACCAAAAACAUUGAAAUCAACCAUGUCUACAACAGCAAGACAUCAACAGAGAACAGGUACAAGUUUGCAGAGUCUGAAAGUGCAAAUGAUUUGGAUUCAGCCCUUGUUCAGUUGGAGGAGGAGAGACAGAGGUGCAAUGGGCUGGAGCAUGUCAACACCAUGCUGAGGGAGCAGCUUGACCAGGCCACAUCCACCAACCAGCAGCUGACCAUUGACAUCCACAAGCUGACCCAGGACUGGCAGCAGGCUAGGGAGGAGCUGGAGGCCAAGGAGAUGGAGUGGAGGAGUGAGGAGAAGUCAUUCAAUGAGUACUUCAACUCCGAGCACUCCCGGCUCUUGUCACUGUGGCGAGCUGUUGUUGCCUUCCGUCGCCAGUUCAGUGAGAUGAAGAUUGCCACAGAGCGAGAUCUGGCUGGGGUCAAGGGUGAAGUUCAGAAGGCCUCCCGCACCAUGCACUCAGCUUGCCUGAAUUUGAAUGCACACAUGAGGAGCGACGACACACACUUGCAGGUCAGCCUGGACAAAGAGAAAAGUGAGAGACUGGCCAUGGAGUCCACCCUGAGGGACAAGGCUAGAGAGAUCCACGACUUACAGGACAAGAUGAACGACCUGACAAUGAAGAAUGAGAGACUGAAGAUCCAACUAGAGGAGAAGGAGAAGGCGCUGGUCAUCAUCCAGAGGUCAGUCAGCCACGUGGACAAGCCAGUGGAGCUGCCAGAGACAGAUACUGCCAGACAGGUGCGUGAAGAAACUGAGGCCCUCCACUCUGCCCUAAGAAACAUCGCCGAGGCUGUCAUCAACGACGCCGACCAGUCAGCAGAAGAUGAAGAGCCUGGUGUCUCACGGCGCUGCAUGUCACCAGCUUUUCGAGCUUCAUCUGUCUCCCCAACAAGGUCAAGGUCACCCUACGGCCGCAUCCGGUCACCGCAUCGCUCACCCUCUCCCAGAGCUAGGUCUAGAUCACCCGCUUUCGCAGACGCCACAUUCUCAGCAGUCCAGGCAGCGCUCAACAAACGUCAGCUCCAGGUUUCUGACCUGAGAGCCAAGCUGCAAGUAUCCAGGGAACAUGGAGUGUCUCUAAAGAAAACUGUAGAGGAUGUUGUUAAUGAGAAGAAGAGGAUGGAGAUUAUCAUCAUGAACCUGAAGGAAGAUCUAGAGACAGUUCGCAGGGAGAAAGAUGACUCAUCGCGUGACCGAGACCGUAUCAAGAACGCCCUGAAUCAAACGGGCUCAGAGAAGACCCAGCUGGAGCGUGUGCGUCUGGAGCUGAACACACAGAUUGAGAACCUCCAGAAGGAGGCGGAGAAGCUCAAGUCCAUCAACGGAGACCUCCAGAGGCAGCGGGACACCCUGGAGGACGAGAAGGAGGACAUGUCCAAAGACAGGGAGAGACAGCUCAAGGAGAAUGAGAGAUGUCAACGGGUGAUUGAACAGCUGGAGCUGAAGAUGUCCACAGUGAGGGAGGAGCUGGUGGCCACUAAAGAGGCGCUGAGCCGAGCUUUGUUAGACAAGGAGGUGCUGGAUGGACAGACCAGAGAACUUGGUGACAGUUUGUCCAGAUCUGAGCUCCAGAAGGCAGAACUUGAGGUGGAGAUCAACAAACUGAAGACAGACGAGGCUACACUGAAAGAUGCUCUGCUCAAGAUGCAGGCCUUAAACGAGGCUCUGGGGCAGGACAAGAUGGAGUUGAACAGGAUCAUCCAGCAGCUGGAGCUGGAGAAGGCCUCCCUGUUUGGUGAGAAGUCUGCCCUGGAACAAGAGAAGUCUGGCAUCCGCGAGGAACUGGUCAGGGUGGAGCAGGAGAAGAUGGACUUGGACACAGAGAAACAUGGUCUGAACCACACACUGGAGUUGUCAGAGCUGAGCAGACAACAGGUGGAGGAGGAGAUCAGGCAGCUGACCAAAGACAAGCAGGAGAUCAUCGCACAGCUCAACAUGCUGUCGAGACAAAAGCAUGCGCUGGCUGAAGAACUUCUGAACACAAGACGUGAGCUGGAGAAGGUCCAGGUCGUGGUGGAGCGUCUCAUCAAGGACAAGGAGAUUCUCACACAAGAUAAGGCAGAGCUCAUUGUCCAGGUGACGGCCUGUGAGAGAGAGAACAGACAGCAGAGUGAGCUCAUCUCCGCCUACGUGGCAGACAAGGACAGCCUGGAGAGCGCCCUGUUUGAGGCCCAGCAGCAGAUCAGAGAGCUGGAGGUCAGGAAGGCACAGCUGGAGGGGGAGAACCAGGAGCUCAUUGUCAAGAAGGAGAACCUGCAAUCUGAAGUUGUGCGCCUGGAAAAGGAAAAGGUUACAGACUACGAACGCUUUGAGUUUUCUAAAAAUAACCUGAACCAGCGCCUCCAACAGCUAGAGAGGGACUCACAGCUGGCCCUCACUCAGGAGAAGCAGGCGCAUGAGGAGGAUGUGGAGAGGCUGUCUCAUGAGAGGGACACCCAAAGAGCUGAGUUUGACAGUGAGAGAGAGCGUCUGGUCCACCAACACAACAUGGAGAAAGAGGAGCUGAACACUUCCUCUGAGAGACAGAAGGAGGAGCUGCUCCAGGAGCUGGCCAUGCUGCAGAGAGACAGAGACGACGCCCUCCUUAUGGCGGAGAAUGAUAAGCAACAGGUGAUCGCGCUGCUGGAACAAGAGAAGUCUGUGCUGCAGGAGAAAAUUGUCCUCCUCACCAGUGACCUGACCAACCUGAACGUGGAGUACGAGCGCAUCAGACGUGAGGCGCAGGUCCAACAAGAACAGGACAGGAGCAAGAUCUCAAACCUGCAGGCCGAGAAGCAAGACAUCAGGGCGCAGGUGGAAGAAAUGACUGAAGCCCAUGAGAAGGAAGUCAAGGACUUGACAGCACAGAUCAAAGAGCUAAUCAGACAGAGAGAGGGUCUGCUGCGUGAGGUGGCUGAGCUUAAAGCUCAACUGAAAGUAGUAGAGGAAGCCAAAGAUGCUGUUAGGAGGGACCUCAUCGAUUCCAACAGAACCAUCAGAGAAGGUGAUGAGAUUAGGGAGCAGAUGAGGCGUGAAAUAAUUGAGACCAAACGAGCUGUUAACGAGGAGAUAAGAGAGAAGGAGCUGGUGACAAAAACAGCUGAGGACUUGAGAAACAAAAUUAAAAAACUGGAGGCCGAUAAAACAGAGAUGGGCCGUCUGAUACAGGAGGCCAAGCAGAGAAUUGGAGUUCUGAAUGAACAGAAGUCUGGAGUCCAGAAAGAAGCAACAGAACUGCGCAACAAUCUGCGUGAGGUUGAAAAGGCCAGACUCGAGGCAAGACGAGAACUGCAGGAGUUGCGCAGACAGGUGAAAAUGUUAGACGGUGAGCGCAGCAAGCUGGGCAAAGAGGUCGUUGAACUCCAAGUGAGGGUGGCAAGAGAUGAAGAGAAGGAAGAGGAGUCAAGGAAGACUUCGUUUGACUUGAAACAAAAAGUGGUAGAGACAGAAGCUUCCAGAGAAGCCCUCCGCAAGGACCUGGCCAACCUUCAAAGAAAGAUGGCCGAGCUGAUUGACGAGGCCAGGAUGAAGGAGAAGGACUACCAGCUGGCCCUGGAGGACAGUCGCAGGUCUGAGAGGAAGCUGGAUGACAACAGGCGCAACCUGGAGAUUGCACUCGAGAACAGCAACGCGGAGUCAGCAGAAUUACGGUUAAAACUGAGUGGUGCUGAAGGUAGGGUUGGCGCUCUUGAAACCGCCCUAGCCCGUCUAGAGGGAGCCAAGCGAGACAUCGAGUUCAAACUGAACAGCAUUGUGUCCAGCCUGAGACGCACCAUUGGCUUCCGCAUGGAGAUGCCACGGUCCAAGAGCCCCAUCCUGUCCAGAUCCAGGAGUCCUUCACCCAGAAGGUCUCGGCCCACGUCACCAACUAAAGGAUUUGACAGCACCUAUGCCACGACCACCGAGGGCCGAGGCAGCCCCAUCCCACGCACCGGCUCCCCCCUGAGGUCUGGCAGCCCCUACAGGAGCCGCAGCAUGAGCCCAGGCAGGAUUGACUGCUCCGAUGUCGACCCAGAGGCCGUGCGCAUGGCCCUGCGUGACUUCAUGGCCCAGCUGGCAUGUGCUGAGAGGGAGAGGGAUGACGCCAUAUCCCAAGUGAGAAGCCUGACCACCCAGAUAAAAGACAUUGAGGAUGAGAGGGAGAGGGUUGACAACAGACUGACAAUGCUGCAGAAAUCUCUGGGAGAGGCUGAGGAAGGCAAGCGUGACAUUGAUGGCAGGCUAGCCUCAGCCCAGACCGCCCUCAUGCUGCAGGAGGAAACUAUACGCAGGAAUGACCGUGAGCGCAAGGCCCUGACCGACAAGGUCAACAACCUUGAAAGGUCAAUCACCGCAGCAGAAUCUGAGAAACGCCAACAACAGGAGAAGAUCGCGAAGAUGAAGCAGAACGAGUGCAAGCUGGAUGAGGACAAGAAACAGCUGAGAAUCAGCCUGGACGAGUCUGAGAACAGGUGCACCAAAAUAGAACUCAACCGCCGCGCGCUGGAAGGGGAACUGCAGAGGAUGAGGAUGGCCAUGAAUGACAAGGAGACAGAGAAUCAGGUGCUACAAGAUCGCACAGAGAACCUGAUGAAACAAAUCCAAGAUCUGGAGGCUAAAGCCCAAAGUUUACAGCUGACCAUUGACCGUCUGACCACUAACCUGGCCAAAACAGAAGAUGAAGGUCACAAGUCCAAGGACAAGGUGCAGGCCUUGAACUUGUCCUUGUCUGACAGCAAUGCUUUGAUCAACGAUCUUGAGGAGACGGUCAACAAACUGAGCAGGAACCUGGCUGCUAGUGAACAUGACAGGGGACUCCUUCAGGAGAGACUUGAGGCUACCAGACAAGCCCUUAAUGAUGCAAAGAAACAGAACCACAUCCUGAUGGACAGGCUACAGGCUAUCCAAGGUGACAUGGCAGCCACGGAAGUCAGGUGCUCAGAGCUGGAGGGGCAGAUCAGACAGUCAAACAAUCUGCUAGAGCAAAGGAAAGAAUCUGAACAAGAGGUGAACCAGAGACUGCAGAAAAUCUGUGCAGACAAGCAAGCUUUACAAGAAAGGGUGGCGUCCCUUUCUAGAACACUCAACAGCAUUGAGACAGAGAAGAGAGAGAUUGAGAGGUCGACCAUGAGACUGGAGAAGGACAAGACAGCCCUGAUCAAGACCUUGGAUAAGGUUGAGAGAGAAAAACUUCAGACAGAAGAACUGGCCCAUAAGUCCAUCUACAACAAGGACAAUGUUGACCGCACCUUGACCAGGCUGGAAGAGGACAACAUCACCUUACAGCGCCAGAUCCAGGAGUUGCAGGCACAGCUGGCUGAGGCUGAGCAAGCCCACGCCCAGAGACUGAUUGACCUGACCACGCGCCACCGAGCUGAAACUGAGAUGGAAACUGAGAGGCUCCGCAGUGCCCAGCAGCAGGCUGAGAGACUUCUAGAAGCUCGGGAGAAGGCCCACAGACAAAAGGUCAAAGGGCUUGAAGAACAGAAUGCUUUCCUUAAGGACCAGAUAGCCCAGGAGCUUCGUAAACGCCAGCAGUACAUCACCAAGUCCACCCGGGCUGGGGAGGAGAUGAAGGACCUGCGCUCAGUCCUCGACACCUCCUUGUCCAACAUCAUCCACGACCCCAACCUUGACCCCAUCCUCCUGGAGCAGGAGACUCGCAGGCUGGACGAGAGCCUGAGCUACAGCCGCAGCUUCACCCCUCGCCGCAGGUCCCCCGCUAGGACAAUGUCCCCUGGCAGGGUGGGCUUCACCUCCACUCCCCAGUACCACUCUGUCCCCCUCAGUCCCAUCCUCAGACGCAAGCUGAAACAGUAGCUUUGAUAACAUUCCCAGUGCCCUGAUCAUUAGUUGACAUUAGAAGCAGAGUCUAACCUCUACCCUAACACUAGCUAAACCCCAACCACAAUUUGUAGUUUGUUUAUUUUUCCAUUGAUAGCUUUAGUUUGUUUUAGCGAAAAAAAUUUCUCAAUGAAAACUAUGAUGCUGGGUUAUGGCUUUAAAGUUUUUUUACUAGAAUUUUUAUGCUGAUUUUCCAGCCUUGUUUCAAAGUUGCUCAGUUAAAAUUAUCAUUCCAAAAAUGUUACCUGGUUCCACAAGAUGAAGUUAAGGUGGAUGAUAUAGAUCUUAGUUCAUUAUAUGCUGACCUAAACAGAUUCAUAACACUUUAUUCUCUAUUUAGGUUUUUUAAAAAAAUCUCCAAAUCAAGUUGA